UUUCGUUUUUGGCGUUUAUAACUCUCAACGCUAGGUGGCGAUGUGCUGUUACAGUUUCCAAGCCGCAUCGAGUAGAAGAAGACUUCAUCAGCUGCAGCCGCGCACAGUAUUCAUACCAUGUCAGGAAGAGCUGGUGGACUCGGUGGGUUUGCUCAGAUAACGGACUGUUUGUACAUCGGCAACAGCAAAACAGCAAGCGACUCUUCGGUCAUUCGUUCUCUCAACAUUACAUGUGUUAUUAACACGACUCAGGACAUAAGCAACACAAACAUUCCCACUGUGGGUUACAUGCACGUGCCUGUCUCUGAUGAUCCCGAAUCCAGACUCUGUGACUAUUUUGACACCGUUGCUGAUAAGAUACAGCAUGUCAGUGAUGAAGACGGACGCGUGCUGCUUCACUGUAACGCAGGCGUCAGUCGCUCGGCAACGCUGUGUCUGGCGUAUCUGAUGAAACAUCGCCGCUUGACGCUAGCGGAGGCGCACGCGCUGCUCAAAUCACUCAGACCCAUAGUGAGACCCAACAGCGGCUUCUGGAGGCAGCUGAUCGAGUACGAGCGCAAAUUACAUGGCAAAAAUACAGUCAGUAUGAUAAACUCGCCUGUCGGACACAUUCCAGAUCUGUAUGAGAGAGAAACAAGAGGCUUGAUUCCACUUUAGGAAAUGAAUUACUAACCAAGAUGUCUUUGUGUUUCCUGUCAUUUCAUUCAUAUGAUUUGGGACAUUUUUGUAGUGGAUUUAUGUAUUAUAUUUUUGUCUGAAAUGUAUUUUUUUUUAUAUAAUAAAGUUUUUGAUGACCUGCAACAAAAUGCCACAAGAUGGCAGAAGAUUUCACAUUUAAAUCCUGUGGCCUCUAAAAAGAUUUUUACACUUAAACUACAUUUCAAAAUAAAAAAAAAUGAAAGAUUGCUGAAAAUUUGCACACCCCGGCUCAGGCCAUCCAAUAUGUGGAUAAGAUUUUCACUGGAGAAAGCAUUAUUAUGAAUCACGGACUCGUAUUUUGGCCAGAAGCAACAGUUUAACGUUAAAACUUAUUAAUGAUGGAAUAGUUUCUUACAAACGCAAAGCCUUUGGCUGCACAAGACAUUACCUGAUGGAUUGGAGUCGUGGAUUAUUGUGAUGUUUUUAUCAGCUCUUUGGACUCUCAUUCUGACGGCACCCAUUCACUGCAUCACAUGCAUCCAUUGGUGAGCAAGUGAUGUACUUGACUUCAUACAUCCACUAAAUAUCAUCUUGGGAGCAGAUUAUAAAAAUUAAUGCAAAUAUAGCUUAAAAAGUGAGGUUAGUUUUGAUCAUCUGGUUCUAUAUUUUUGUUGGCCAAUACAAUGAUAUUCAGAUAUUUUAGUCUGGCUUAAGUGUUCCAAUACGUUUUGGGCCAGUGUAUUAUCAAAGAUUGUUGUGGUUUAAACAAGAAUGUUUUUAUUACUAACAAUAUCCGUCAACAAAGUUCUCUUGUAAGUCCUGAAAGGCAAAUACCUCCAAUGAAAAAAAAAAAGUGCUACGUCACUGCGUCAGUGAACAUUCAGUUUGGGGAAAAAAACAUGGGCAUCCUAAAUUAACUUCCCAUACACUGUGAAGUUGUAAAUAAAACAAACAUUAUUAGAGUAUGUUUUACAAGAAAAAAAAAAUCAGUCUUUCCAUUUAAAAAUGUCAUGUUUAAUUCAGUGUGUUACUUGCUGUUUAAUUAACUGUGAGACUUGCUGGCAAUUUGUGGGUGAAAAUCAAACAUUAGUUAAUAUUUUAUACAAUUUCUAUAUAUAUAAUUAAUAUUUUAUAUAUAUAUAUGUUAUUCCUGUAUGUAUAUAUAUAAAAGUUAUUCCUGUGAUGUAAGGCUGAAUUUUCAGCACCAUUACUCCAGUCUUCAGUGUCACAUAAUCUUUUAAAAAUCAUUCUAAUCUGCUGAUACAUGCUCUUAUGCAGUCAGCUACAUACUUUUAUCAUAAUCACAAUACACACUUUACCCAAAGGGAAGUGAAUACGGAAAGUUUUGAAGUUAGUAAGUAUAAAUUACUUUGCAAUGGAGAUCUACAUAAAUGGGAAAAAAGUUGAUUUAUAAAACAUGUUUGAUAGAACAUUUAUGAUCUGAUUAAAUUAUAUAUCUAGAAUGUUUUUGUGUUUGGAAUGUGUGUAUUACCAGCAGCAUUUUUACGGUGGCAUGUGUUGAAAACUCGCACACCCUGUAUGUGAAUAUUUGAUAUGUGGCAAUAGUGUGAUUGGCAUGAAGAUUGUUUCCGUGUUUAAGGUUUUUCUUUCUUUCUUUUUUUUUUUUAGUUUAUGUGAUCAUGUGCUCUGGGCAUUGUUAAAAUAUUCCAUGUCUGUCCUGGAAAUCAGAAAGCCCGGCCGUGAGGCUGUUAGGGGUUUUCCUUGUUCCUGAAUCUAUGAAUAUCAAGUCUACACAGUACUUUUCUACUGUCUUGUUUCCUGAGGCAAAACACACACACACACACACACACCCAAAUGAAAGUUAUUUAGUGAAAGUUAUAUAACUGUUAUCUAAUUUGGCUAGAAGAUAAUAUAUUAUGCCAUAUUCCUUAUCAAAUUUAACAUUCAAGUACAACUGACCUCACAAAAAAGAGGCCUGUGCAUUUAAUUUGUGUUUCAUAGCAAAUCUACCUUAAAUAUAGCAAUAGCUUAAGGCCAUCCAAUACAUUUCAUUUUAUUUUUCAUACUGCUUCUUCCAACUCCCAGAUAUUACAGUUACGCUUGUAAGCAACACCAGGUCAAGCUGUGUAUCGUGACACACUUAUUUCAGUGGAAAUUAAAAGGGGAAGAGAGAAAAGGGGUUUUUAUUUUGCUAUUUCAUACAAACAUAUCUGUUUUGGAUUCGAAACAUCAUGAUAAUGCCCCA
This is a messenger RNA of Onychostoma macrolepis, 2845 nucleotides long. RefSeq lists its product as uncharacterized. Bases 118 to 657 code for a protein of 179 amino acids. The transcript is spliced from 2 exons. The record is from RefSeq and is a predicted model, not a curated record. Gene Ontology annotation, molecular function: MAP kinase tyrosine/serine/threonine phosphatase activity. Gene Ontology annotation, biological process: protein dephosphorylation. Lineage: Eukaryota; Metazoa; Chordata; Actinopteri; Cypriniformes; Cyprinidae.